AUGGAUGACCUCAUCGCCAAAUACUCAACUCCUCAGGACGACUUCUUUGACGAAGACGAGAACUCGGUGCACUUCCAGUCGACGAAGCCAUCGCUGGAUCUCAAGUUCUCGCUGCCGCCCAUCUCACAGCCAACUGCUUUCCUCCGUGCUGCAACAGACGACCAUGCAAACCCAGAAUGCCCUAUAAAGAUUGCCCACGGAACCACAACACUCGCAUUCAGGUUCCAGGGUGGUAUCAUUGUCGCCACCGACUCCCGUGCUACAGCUGGAAGCUGGAUCGCAUCGCAGACUGUCAAGAAGGUCAUCGAGAUCAACGACAAGAUGCUCGGAACGAUGGCCGGAGGUGCCGCCGAUUGUCAGUACUGGCUCAACUACCUCGGUAUUGAAUGCCGUCUCCACGAGCUCCGCCAUAAGCGCAGAAUCUCGGUCGCAGCCGCCUCAAAGAUCCUCUCUAACCUUGUAUACUCUUACAAGGGAAUGGGAUUGUCUAUGGGAACCAUGAUGGCCGGUGUGACGGCUCUUGAGGGCCCAGCUCUGUACUAUAUCGAUUCGGACGGCACUCGUCUUUCUGGGAACUUGUUCUGUGUGGGAUCCGGUCAGACCUUUGCCUAUGGUGUGCUGGAUCGGGAGUAUGACUACAACCUUAGUGUUGAGGAUGCAUUGGCGCUGGGUUCUAGAUCCAUUUUGGCCGCUACCCACAGAGAUGCGUACUCUGGUGGUUCGAUAAAUCUGUACCAUGUCAAGGAGGAGGGAUGGACCAAGCACGGUUUCACCGACACCAACCCCGUAUUCUGGAAGACAAAGUUGGAGAAGGGCGAAUUCUCAAACGUGGCGACAGACUUUUAG
Morchella importuna is the source of this 846-nucleotide messenger RNA. RefSeq lists its product as uncharacterized. The record is from RefSeq and is a predicted model, not a curated record. Bases 1 to 846 code for a protein of 281 amino acids. Gene Ontology annotation, cellular component: proteasome core complex. The transcript is spliced from 4 exons. Gene Ontology annotation, molecular function: threonine-type endopeptidase activity. Lineage: Eukaryota; Fungi; Ascomycota; Pezizomycetes; Pezizales; Morchellaceae.